Molecule: messenger RNA, 7017 nt
Organism: Schistocerca piceifrons (Central American locust)
Lineage: Eukaryota; Metazoa; Arthropoda; Insecta; Orthoptera; Acrididae
Product: epidermal growth factor receptor kinase substrate 8-like protein 1
Exons: 14
Coding region: 271-2415 (714 amino acids)
Biological process (GO): Rho protein signal transduction; regulation of Rho protein signal transduction
Cellular component (GO): plasma membrane
Molecular function (GO): actin binding
Source: RefSeq, a predicted model, not a curated record
ACUGUGUCGUGUAUACGUGGGUUCGGAAGUGCGUUGUCCAAGUGUGCUAGCUCCUUCUACAAAUUGAGUGAUACCUUAUCGUUAGAACAGUGCAAAGCAAAGUUCGAAGUAUCGAUAUAAUAUGAAAGCCGGAAGUCGACGUGCUUGAAGUAAAAUCUAUUUACGUUUUUGUUAAAGGUUGCUUGUUGUGCUGCUUAUAGCUUCUCAGAGCAUGGAGACUGUGCACCAAACAAAAGCAAAAGAGGUUCCCUCCUUGGUGUAGAGGCAACCAUGCCAGGAGUCAGGCACCCAUCACCGGAUGAGAGCUGGGAGGACAGUAGUUACAGAACUUCAUAUUCUUCUGAUCCAAGGAGCAUGUAUCACCACAGCAGCAUCCAUUCAAAUGGCUACUCUGGAGAUGGCCAACAAAGUGUGGUUGGAGAAGAUGCUCCAACCUACGUUAUGGAGCAUCUAGCCACAUUUUCUGUAUCAAAAGAGACAGGAAUUGUUUAUCCAGCAGAUGGUAUGAGAAGACUACUACAGUUAGAAAAGUCAAAUGGUAUUUGGUCACAAAAAAUGUCGUUGCGCUUGGACCGACAGGAAGUAUUGAUAAUGGACUAUGAAACAGGGGCUGUCAUGGAACGUUUCCCUGUUGCUCUGAUACAAGAACCUACGGCUUUCACUAGUCAUGACCCAAUGGAGAUUUACAACAACAUCCUGGUAUUUGUUGUUGGUGAUGAAAGACAUGAACGUGCUGGACAACGUUCGGAAAUGCACAUAUUUCAGUGCCAGACAGUGUCAGCCCAAGAACUAGUUGAGGAUUUGAAGAUGCUACGAGUUGGAAAAAUACCUCCUGGAAGGCAGUCUCGCCAUAUUCCACCACCACCAGCAACUCCCCCUCCAGAACCACCAAGUAAUGGAAUAAGUGUAAGAGAACAGGUUUCAGUCUUCAAUGCUGCAGCUCAUCAAUCAGAAUCACGUGGUGUCCCACAUGCAGAAUUAGCAUCAGGGAUGUAUCCUCAACGUGAUGAUAUGCCGCUGAAUGAUGAUUCAAGUUCAACAUCAAGUGAAAAGUAUGAACGUGAUGUUACAAUACUUAAUCACUGUUUUGAUGAUAUUGAAAAAUUUAUUGCAAGGCUUCAACAUGCAGCUGCUGCCUCACGAGAACUGGAGCGCAGGCGCAGGACUCGCAAGUCAAAGAAGAAAGAUCUGGGUGAUGGUAUGCUGACAAUGAGGGCAAAGCCUCCACCAGAAGCAGAAUUUGUAGAUAUAUUUCAGAAAUUCAAGCUUUCCUUUAAUUUGUUGGCUAAACUGAAAACGCACAUACAUGACCCCAAUGCUCCAGAGCUAGUUCACUUUCUGUUCACUCCCUUGGCAUUAAUUGUGGAUGCAUCACAUGACACACAUUAUGGACCCAACUUACCAGCAAAGGUGGUGUCUCCCCUACUUACACAAGAAGCUGUUAAUCUUUUAAUGAACUGUGUUACAAGCAAGGAAACUGAACUGUGGCAUUCACUGGGAGAUGCCUGGCGUAUACCAAGUAAUCAGUGGAAGAGUUAUGUAGCACCAUACCAUCCUGUUUUCCUUGAUGGUUGGUCACCAGAGUAUCCUGUCACAGAUGAGCAUUCUGGUCCCCUCUCAUCUUCUGUAGAAGAAAAGAGGACACAUCCAGAAGACAUGAGGGCAGCAACCCACGAGCCUGAUCUCCGUGACCAACAUUACCAUCACCGUGAACCUGAGCGUGAUGAUUCACACUAUAGCAGUGACUACUUUGACUAUGAGCAGCAGGAUGCUUCCCCUCCUGAUCCAAACAGAUACUACAGUUCUCGAACUGAUAGGUACAGUCGUGAUGAAAGGGAAAGAUCGCAGAGUCCAGGAGGUUCUGAUAGAGACUUCUCAGCAGUCCCAUCAAUGGGAGGAGUACCAAUGUCACCGAGAGAUAUAAGUUCACGUAGUGAUAUUUCAGCAGAUUCAAUUGAGAGAACUGGUGGUGGAAGAGAAAUUCACAGAGAUCAAGCUCGCUGGUUGGAGGAUCUUCGUAGUCGUGGAGCUAAGAUUGUCCAGGUUACAUAUCCCAGAACGGCCAAUAAUGACAAAGAGUUGACUGUAGUACGAGGAGAAUUUUUAGAGGUCAUUGAUGACACCAGAAAGUGGUGGAAGGCACGCAAUAUUAGAGGCCAAGUGGCUCAUGUUCCACAUACAAUAGUCACUCCAUAUCCACCAGGAGGUGUUGACUCGAGUGAUGUCUUCAGCAAUCCUCUGUAUGCUCCACCAAGGGGCUAUGACCGCCAUUAUGCAAGCCAGGAUUCGCCACGUGAUGGAGGGUCAGGUGAUGGAAGAAUGCCCACACGCUCACCACCAAUUCCACCUCCUGCCCCAGCUGACUGGGUUCGUAAAGAAAGACUUGGAAAGAAAGGUGAAUUUAGAUACUUCUAAAUAUUUGAGGACUUUGUGGAAAGUCCCAAGCUCCGUCCUCAAAAAGGCCAGAAUAUUCACUGUUUUUUAAGGCUUUCAAUUUGCUAAGAAAGGGAUACAUCCCAGUACUUUAUGACAAUAUGAAUGUAAGUGACUACAUUGCGACAAUGACUUUAAUGAAACAAUUUGUUUCACAAUAAAAUCACAUACAUGAAAAUUUGAAGCAGCAGUGUCAGAGGAAAGCAGUGGCAGUAUGUAAAUGCUGAUAUGGUUUACACAGACAAAGAAUGAAUUGUUUGCAUCCAGUGUCACACAUGAACAGCAGAUACAGUAUAGGUAUUAAAAUCCUUGUAAUACCACAGAACUGCCACAAGAUGAGAACACACAUAUAGAAGAAAAACAAUUUAUUGUUAUGUUGUAUAGAAAUGACUGCCUUUUAUUAUGAACUUUAAUUACAUUUUUUCUGUAUGUGCCGACAUGUUACAAUACUCAUCAUAGUUUCAUAUAAGCUUACACAAUAUUAUUGAUAAUCUUUUAUUAAACUGAGGAAAGUGCAAAUAAACAUUGGGCCUGCAUGUUUACUAAUUACACAUUAUGUCAGGCUAAUGUAGUGAUUUAACUAUCAUAUUUCACAGUCUCCUCAUUUGGUCAGUUUUCAAUGCAAUACAUGAAUUAGUUAACUGUUCACAGGAAGUAUUUGUGAGACUAUAGCUGAUUUUAAAGCUUCAUCACUUACAUAAUACUUGUUGGUACAGUGAUAUGUAUCUACCUCACUCAUAUAGAUGUGUCAUUUCAUUUACCAUCAGAUAUCAUUGCUUCCAAACUGUCUGUUCAUGCUAUUUCAUUAUCCAUAAUCCAUUCUUUGGUGCUUAAGUUAGUGAUAUUACUCCCUUAAAAAAUUUAGAUCUCCAGUUUUGUGGGACAUUAGCAGUAAAGAGUUAGUCUUUAAUUGUUUACAAUGUGUCCAGGUGCUACUCAAUCAGUAAUUCAUCUCUAAAAUGUGAUCACAUUUUACACUGUUGCCUAACAAUCAUAGGAAAUUUAAUUCCUUUUAAAAAAUGUUUUUUUUCUGAUUGUCCUCUCUCUUUUGUCAUGGCAUCUAGAAUAUUUGCAUUCAUUGUAAUGUUAAUUCAUUUGAUUCUUUUUUCAUGAAAACAUUUUACCUUCGAAGAAUGGUUUGCAGUUUUUACAGUUCACUGCAUCCAUAAUUGUCUCAGAUGUACAUGUGCUUUGAUAGGAGUAUUAACAUUCUGCAGUACGUAUAAUCAUACACAAAAUAACUGCAACAUAGGUGAUAGAACAGUAAGCUAACAUUAAGACUAAUUUGAAUAAACAAAGGAAACCACAUACUGUGCCACAAGGUUCAUGUCCUGAAUUAAAAAUAUAAAACCCUGAUAAUUUUUCCUAGUGGUGUAUGGUUCUUUUUCUAAAGAAAGUUUACAGAAAAAGAGGAAUAUCAUAAGUGUGAAUGGAACAGAGAAGCUCACUUUACUGAAAUGAGUGACAGAGCCAAAACUUUUUAAGUCUGCUAUGAAAAUUGGGAAACAUUACCUGACAAAUUUGGUUUGAAGUUAAAAAACACUUAUUAAUAUUCAUGAAUAAUUGAAGAGACUGUUAGGAACUGUGGGAUGUGUAUGGUAAUUUUUGAUCAGGGAGGUGAAAAUGUAUUUUUUUCAGUUUCACUGUGCAUUGAUGUAAUUUUCUAUCAGCAAAGAUUUCAGUAAAUCUAUUACACAUGCUGCAUUUAUGCUUGUAGAAAAUUAUUGACAUCUGCACCCUUCACUUGCUUUGGUGUUGAGCUAUAUCUGUGCUAUAAUGGGAAAGCCUAGAUUUUUCUGAUACUUGAAACUUUACUUUUCUGCUUAAUAUUUCUUAACAUGGUCAUUUUCUUAUACUGAAAAUAGAUUUCAGAAUUAAGCAUUCAUAAAUGCUUAAAACCAUAAACUUGGCUGACAUUAGUACUGCCAUAUAAAAAUAUAAAAGAACUGGCACACUGUUAAUUUAUCUAGUCACUGAUAGUAUUAAAACUAUAUAAAAGAUUGAUAUUCAUAAAGAAGAAUUUAAGCAUUUAAAAAGAAUCUUUACUAUUGCUGUUCAGUUUUAGACAGAACUUAGUGAAAACAGGGUGUCCAGGAUUUAAACUCUAAUGAUAUAAAAUGAGGAGUAACGGAUUUUCAUACCUUCAGCUAGUCCCUUUACUAAUCCUUACUGAUUUCAAGCUUUGUUUUUCUUGUUUGCAUAACACAGACAAUUUUCUCAUCACUAUAAAAUAUAUCUUCAAUUUAUGUAUCCCAACCUACUGUAAAUAAACUAAUACUGAAUGAGUUCACCUGUGCCACAACAUGGUAUCUCUGCUUGUCUCAAGAUUUCUCCGCAGAUUUAUUUCCUCUUAUCUAACCUUUUGUCAGUACAGCUCAUUUAGUAUUUACUGUCAUUUUAUAUAACAACAUUUUAAAUACAUCUAGCUUUUUUCAUUCCAUUUUUUCUUGUUAUCUACACACAUUUUAAACAUAGGGUCAUGCUUCUGGUGUAAAGAAGAACAGUGAUUGCUUUGUUUGUCCAUUGAUCAUUGUUAAGGACUGGAAUAUUUGUUACAGUCAACUCCCUAUUACAAUCAAGGAAAACCAAAAACCUUUGAACUGAGUCUGAGAUUGCAAAUUAACAAAACUGCAGUGUAUAAAUUAUAGUGCAAAACAUGAACAAGCACAGUACUAUUCUCUUUUUUCCUUUUUAAAACCAGUCCUGUGGCAGAUUAACUUUGAAAACGUCUAAGAAAACAACUAAAAUUUCUUUAUAUAUUGGUUUCAAUGUCUUGUUGCCAUAGCGCCUAUCAUUCAUCAGCUUUUUAAUCUUCAUGCAUAUGCUGGAAAAUUAAUAUUCUUUCAAUGUUAAUUGUGCUCCAUGUUAAUUUGUGACUCUUUGUUUCUGCAUAAUGCAACAGAUUUAGUAAUACACUAGAACAUUUGUGUUGUAUAUACAACAUUUUAUACACAAGUAUAUUACAGAUUAUAUAGAUUUAGAGCAUUACUUCUCUUAUUGGCACACCUGCUUCACAGUUUUUUCCUUUAUUUAAGUAUUUUUCUGUCAUCUACAUCUGAUGUGUUGUUAUUUUGUGUAUGUAUCUAUAUGUUUAUUUGUUGGCUUUGUUAGCUAAGUAAUGUAACUUAUUCCUGAAAUUUAUAAUGCACUUUGGUAAUCUUCUGCCAGUUACAUUUAAUUUUUGUAGCAAAUUCACCGUAUAUUCUAUGUGCAAACACAAUGAAGUUACAUCCAGAAGAAUGAAAAAGUCUGUCAUUUAUUGCAUAAAUUCUCAAAGAAGAAGCACUGUAUUUCAGUCUUGUCUGGAUAGCAGUGAAGUUUAGUGAUGAGUUUGUGUGAAUACUGAUGCUGCAGAGUGGGCAGAAAAAAUGAAAUUGUAUGUAAUUAGAGUUUCUUUGCAUCAACAGUAUACAUUUGGCAUUAAAAAGCUUUAAGUAGAUUUUUAUCAAAAUUUGCCACAGAAUUAUUAUUAUUUGUUUAUAAACAGUUACAUCACCAUCACCUCACUUAGAUUUUGAUUAAAUAGUCAAGCUCUUAGGAAUAAUUUCAGCAUUCAAUAUUAGUUAAUAUUAUAUGACAUUUAAAUUUAAUACGUUAAGUUUCAUUUAAUUUCUGAAUUAUGAUACUCCUGUAUUUUAACAGUCUACCUGGUAUCACACAUUUAAGUGACUUAGAAAGUUUUAAUAUUGUUGGGUUCCACAUGCUAAGUGAAGUUCAUUUUCAAUACCUCUACCAUUUAAGUACCGUCAAGCUUAUUAUAAUGUUGUAAAAGCUCUUAAUGCACUGAUAUAUAGAGAGAGAGAGAGAAAAAAAAGACAGUGCAAAGUGAAUGCUGUGUUGUAGUGAUACUGUAUGUGGAAAACUGAAAUAACAGCUGUAAACUAAAUAAUUUUUAAUACUUCAUUUACCUAACAUAAAUAAGUAAGAAAAGAAACCGGCAAAUGUUUUAGAUGGGGUAGGAGAAUACACAUUAGAACCUGUGCUGUCUAUCUAAUUGCAUUCAUUUCUUUUUGGCGAUUUACAUUUCUGUAUCUGUCGUUACCCCAAGAAAUUGCUUUUGGUAUAUUUGUAUAGUAUUUUCAUGAAACAGAUGACACAGUGGAUAACAUACAGGAUGUAUAUAUUUAAUCUCAUAAUAAUAAACUCAGCUUAACAUAAAUACAAUUUAUGUAUUAUUAAAAGGUUAUAAUGCCUGCAGUAAACACUAUAUGUUUUUAAUAUACAUGGAGAUGUGAUUGUGAACUUGUCAAUUGUUUGAUGAAUUUGCUGUCUUACUCAUUAUCAAAAAGUGGAGUUUUAUGUAGUGACCUGUUGUUGUUGUUUGUCUAAAAAAAAAAGAAAGCAACUGUCCAUUGUCCAUGAUAGCUAAUUGUGGUGUCUCUUUCAACUGUGUAUUGAAUUCUUGCAUUCCAAAGAUCCCUUGUUUGUAUAUUGUGUAGUAUGGUGUUUGUUAUAACAGAUUUGUUUACCUUUGCCAUUUUUACUGUAAAAGGUGAUUUGAAUGUAUAUUUUUAAUUAUAUUGAUUGUUAUCUGAUAAUAUGUAUUGUGAAAGUGAAUAAAUGUACUUAUAUGUAAGAACAUAA